Penicillium canescens is the source of this 1806-nucleotide messenger RNA. RefSeq names its product KRI1 family protein. The transcript has 2 exons. Bases 1 to 1806 code for a protein of 601 amino acids. Lineage: Eukaryota; Fungi; Ascomycota; Eurotiomycetes; Eurotiales; Aspergillaceae. The record is from RefSeq and is a predicted model, not a curated record. Gene Ontology annotation, biological process: endonucleolytic cleavage in ITS1 to separate SSU-rRNA from 5.8S rRNA and LSU-rRNA from tricistronic rRNA transcript (SSU-rRNA, 5.8S rRNA, LSU-rRNA). Gene Ontology annotation, cellular component: nucleolus; 90S preribosome.
AUGGAGCCUCCUUCUAAGAAGAUGCGGAAGCUCAUGGAUCAUGACAGCGACAGUGACUCUGGCGAUGAGGCUGGCGGGGUUCUCCUCGGCAAGCAGUCGCCAGACACUGGAUUCAAGAUCAACGAGGACUACGCUCGUCGAUUCGAACACAACAAGAAAAGAGAGGAAGUUGCGAGACUGGAAUCCAAGUACGGCAAGACGUCCAGUCUCGGAAAGCGCCCAGGCGAUGAAGAGUCCGACGAUUCCACUUCCGAAGAAGAGGAUGACGAUGCGGAGCUGGCCACAGAGGCCCUGGAUGCUGAGAUCUCAGCGACUCUUAACGCUAUUCGCUCCAAGGACCCCCGUGUCUAUGAUAAGGAUGUCACCUUCUACACCAAGUUCGACCCCGAGGAAGUCAAUGCCGCAAAGGGACCUAAGGAGAAGUCCAUGAACCUACGCCAAUACCAUACCGAGAACCUCCUGAAGGGUGUCAACCCUGCUGAGGAGGAAAACACUCCUAGGACCUAUGCGCAAGAGCAGGCCGACUUGAAGAAUGACCUUGUCAAGGAGAUGCACGGAGCGGCAGAGUCGGAUGAAGAGAUGGAAGAUGCCGAUGAGUUUUUGGUUCGGAAGCCCGGUCAGGACACAUCAUUGCCCAAGCCUGAGAUCAAGCUCGACAUCGAGAACGCAGACAAGGACCCCGAGACUUUCCUGUCCAACUUCUUGUCUGCGCGAGCCUGGAUUCCUGCCGACAAGCCAGAGCUACACCCCUUCGAUUCCGAUGAUGAUGACGAUGUCGAGCGGGCAGACGCCUUGGAGGAAGCAUACAACUUCCGUUUCGAAGACCCCAACAAGAUGAACGAGGCUCUUGUUACUCACUCUCGUGAUCUCACCAACAAGCAAUCUGUCCGUCGAGAGGAGAAGAGCUCUCGCAAGAAGAUUCGUGAUGCCGAGCGCCAGCAAAAGGAAGACGAGAAGAAGCUUCGCGAGACCGAGAAGAACCGUCUUCGCAAGUUGAAGACUGAGGAGCUCCAGAAGAAGGUCGACCAGAUCAAGGAGGUUGCCGGUCUUCGUGCCUCAAAUUUCACUGAUGAUGACUGGUCUCGAUUCUUGGACGACGCUUGGGACGAUUCCAACUGGGAGCAGGAGAUGCAAAAACGAUUCGGCGAGGAGUAUUACCAUGAGGGAGAGGGCAGUGACAAUGAAAAUGGCAAGAAGCACAAACCCAAGAAGCCUACAUGGGAUGACGACAUCGACAUCAACGAUCUCAUCCCAGACUACGAAGACGGCGAGGCGCUGCCCACUGUCGAGUCCGACGCGGAGGAACAAGAUGACGACGAAGCCACCGGCUCUAAGAAGAGCAAGGCCGAAGCCAAGCGUGAGCAGAAGCGCGAAGCCCGCAAGGACCGUCUUCGCAUUGAGGAGGCCGUCGACCGCAACCUUGAUCUCGAUAUUACUCUGCUCCCCGGAGCCACCAAGAAGAACGCCACCAAGUUCCGUUACCGCGAGACCUCGCCGCAGAGCUUUGGCUUGACUGCCCGGGACAUUCUCAUGGCGGAUGACACACAGCUCAACAAGUUCGCAGGUCUGAAGAAGCUGGCCUCCUUCCGCGAAGAGGAGCAGAAGCGCCGUGACCAGAAGAAGCUGGGCAAGAAGGCCCGUCUUCGCGAGUGGCGCAAGGACACCUUUGGCAACGAGGAUGGACCGGAGUUCUCAUUCGGUGGGGAUGCUAAGCCUAGUCAGUCUGAGGAGACUGGUGAGGCUAAGGUUGAUAUUAGAGAGGGUGAUGGCACGAGGAAGAAGAGAAAGAGGUCGAAGAAGCACUAA